CGCUCCCCCCUCGCCCUGUCUUGGUAUCUCCUCCCUAUCCCCGCCCCUCCCGGCCAGCCUCCCGUUCAGUCUGCUCUGGGCCCGGGGAGCGCAGGAUGCGGUUUGUGGCCUCUCAGCUGUUUCUACUCCUCUGGGGGCUGAUCCGCGCCGAAGCCCCGCACUCCGGCGAGCACCAGGGGCAAGUGCGAGGGACCGGGGCAGCCGCGGACCCCUGGACCCCACACUGGGACGUGUUUCCGGACCUCCGCCAGGACGGCCGCAGACUGAGGCUGCAGGAAGCCGCACAGAGCAUGCCCAGCCAGCUGCACCUCUCCAUAGAUGUGGAGGGGAGGCGCAUUCACAUGGAACUGCAGCGGAACAGGUACCUGGUGCCGGAGUCGCACAGCCUGGCGUACUACCUUCCAGAUGGGACACGCGUGACGGACAACAACCCCCAGCCGACGCACUGUUUAUAUCAUGGACGCCUAACGGGACAGGCAGGGCCAUGGAGCAGCCUCAGUCUGUGCGCAGGGAUAAGGGGCGCAAUCAUUGUGUCUGCAGACCGGAGGUACACCAUCGAGCCUGUCCCGGGGGACGGGUCCCACAGACAUAUCCUGCGCAUGGUGAUGGACCAGCUUCCUCAGAACAUGACAUGCGGGACGAGAGAGACUCCCCACGAAAGAAGCAGACGGGAGCUGCCCCGAUUGCCCCCGCAUGGGACGGGCGUUCUGAACGAGACAAAGUACGUGGAGAUGGUGAUGGUGGCAGAUAGCAGAGAGUACAAACUGUAUGACAAGGACUUGAAGCGUCUGCACAUGAGGAUAUUGGAGAUCGCCAACAAGGUGGAUGCGUUUUACCGUGUGCUGAACGUGCGCGUGGUGCUGCUGUCCGUGGAGGUUUGGACCCAAGAAGAUAAGAUCGCGGUCAGUACCGAUCCGGCCGAGACGCUCAUCCGUUUCCUGUCCUGGAGAGAGAAGUCCCUUUUACCUCUGAUUCAGCAUGACAACGCUCAGCUACUAACGGGGGUAACAUUUAAGAAUUCGUCUGUUGGCAUGGCAACAAUGAACUCUAUCUGUACCGAUGACCUGUCCGGAGGAGUUAACAUGGAUCACUCGGUCAGCAUCCUUGGGGUGGCAUCGACGGUGGCCCAUGAACUGGGGCAUAACUUGGGUUUAAAUCACGACACCUCGGACAGGGCAUGCGGCCAGCCGGAGAAGGGAAAACACUGGAUAAUGCAGUCGUCGUCGGGGUUUAUGCCCGGGCUGGAGUUCAGUAAUUGCAGCGUCAUGGACUUGAUGGGCAGUCUCCGGCAGGGAAGGGGUGCGUGUCUCUUUAAUGCCCCCAGCCCCCCGAGCGUGUUCGGCAAAGCGCGCUGUGGCAAUUCGCUGGUGGAAGAAGGGGAGCAGUGCGACUGCGGACUGACCCAGGAGUGCGCCGACCCCUGUUGUAACGCCUCCACGUGUCAGCUUGCGGCCGGCGCGGAGUGCUCCUCCGACGGGCUGUGCUGCCAGUGGUGCAAGCUGAAGCCUCCCGGGUCUCUGUGUCGGGAUCGCUUGGGGGAUUGUGACCUCCCGGAAUACUGCACCGGGGUGUCCCAGCACUGCCCCCCUAAUGUGUUCGUGCAGAACGGGGAGCCGUGCGACGGGGGCCGGGCCUACUGCUACCUGGGGGAAUGCCGGAGCCUGGAAUCCCAGUGUCAGAGCCUGUGGGGCCCCGGAUCCUCGCCGGCCCCAGAAUCCUGCUUCAGCAAAGUGAAUGUCAGAGGGGAUAAAUACGGGCACUGCGGCCAGGGGCCCAACGGCACUUUCCGGCCCUGUGCAGACAGAGAUGUGCGAUGUGGGAAGAUCCAAUGCCAGGGGGGCCGUGACCGCCCGAUCGUGGGGUCCAGCGCUCGAGUCUCUCUGGUGAGUUUCAGCGUGAAUGGGACGGAGCUGCAGUGCCGCGGAACGUAUUAUAAUUUGGGAGAUGACAUCUGGGACCCGACCCUCGUGAUGACGGGGACCGUCUGUGGGGAGGGGAAGGUCUGUCUCGGGCACCGGUGUCAGGACGUGUCCGCGCUGAAGCCGCAGAGCUGCGAGAGCAAGUGCAGCAACCACGGGAUCUGUAACAGUAACAAUAAUUGUCACUGUGACCCUGGGUGGGCGCCGCCGGUCUGUGGGAGCGUGGGACUCGGGGGCAGUAUAGACAGCGGGCCGCUGGCCCUGGAACGGGCUGGCAGAUCUCUCACCACCUCCCUGCUCCUGGUGUUCCUGCUCUUCGCGCCUCUCCUCAUACUCUGUGGGGUCUGCUUCCUGAAACGCCAAGCCCUGCAGAGGCGGCUGGGGUCCCUCAGCAAGGGCAGUCGAUGCCGAUACAGGGUGACGCAGACCAGCAGCCAGUCGCUCCCGCAGCGCCCUCCUCCGCCGCAGUGGACGCAGGGCGCCGAGCUGCAGGUGAUGUCCACCAAUCAUCAGGGCUCUGAGCGGCCUGACCCACCGACCAAGCCACUUCCACCUGAUCCAGUGCACAAGCGCUGCCAGGCAUCUGUUCUGGACAGGCCUCCUCCCCCUACACGUCCUCUUCCCGCGGACCCGCUCCCACGGCAGGCGCAGGUAACGCGGCCCCGGGUGGAGGGCUCGCUGUGGUGAUGGCGCAGUCUAACGUACUUUAGUGUUCACGGGUGUGGCUGGUGGUGGGAGCUGCCGGUGCACAAAUCACACAAACCUCUGAUAAAUCACCCGGAUUUGGUGAAUUUCCCGGUGAAAGGGAGCAGCUCCAGUGAAGCCUCCGCUGCCAAAAAAGCCGUUACCCGUGGAGCCUGUGGGCCGAGCUCAGGAACCCCUCC
Messenger RNA from Spea bombifrons (plains spadefoot toad), 2803 nucleotides. It is a transcript of the gene ADAM15, whose product is annotated as ADAM metallopeptidase domain 15. Gene Ontology annotation, biological process: integrin-mediated signaling pathway; innate immune response; proteolysis. Gene Ontology annotation, molecular function: metalloendopeptidase activity; integrin binding. NCBI's taxonomy places the organism in Eukaryota, Metazoa, Chordata, Amphibia, Anura, Pelobatidae. Bases 96 to 2606 code for a protein of 836 amino acids. The record is from RefSeq and is a predicted model, not a curated record. The transcript has 23 exons.